AUGUUUCUCUUCCACCCCGCUGGGCCAGAUGCCCCUCGCAUCCAGCAUCCUGUGCCAGAUGCCCCUCGCAUCCAGCAUCCUGUGCCAGCAGUAUGGCCCCGAGCCCUAAAAGGGGAGGAAGCAGUUGGUUUGAAAACCCAGGCCCAGGGCCCCUCCUGGGGGAACAGACUAGCUACUGCAAGGGCUUCCCCCUCAGGUGUGCCAGUGAUGGAGGCUAACUCCGAUGGGUGGGGCCUGCUCAGGAAGGACGGCAAGUGCUUUUCUGAGGGGCAGAAGUUGGUGAAGAGCAGGCUGAGGAAGAUGUGGGUGCACCAUGGAACCUCUUGCCUGGAGGCUACCCCGCCUGGGGGGACACUGGUCUCCCAGAAGCCUGUAGAGAAAGCAGGAGUGAGGAAGCUUUGGAAAUCCCCGGGCACAUUAAGUCACCGGGGCCAGGACAGGAUUCUUCUUUCAGAAGUCCUCAAGAAGCAGAAGGCACUAACAAUGGCUAAAGCACAGGAUUUCAUGGAAACAGCUCCUUCUUUAGACCUGGGCAAGAAGGUGAGUGUUCCUCAGGACCUCAUGGUGGAAGAGCUGUCUCUCCGUUCUAACAGAGGUUCCCUUCUGUUCCAAAAGAGACAGAGGAGAGUGCAGAGGUUUACCUUUGAAUAUGCAACCAAGCACACCCAGAGCUCAAUCUCAGAAGGUAGAGGAAGCGAUCUGGGAACCAUGUUGUCAGCAGGACCACCAGCAGAGGUGGCUACCGCCAAUGGCCCAGAUGGGAAGGAGAACUACAGGACAGAGAUACAAAUUUACCCUAUCCCACCUCCUGGGUCUGAGAGAAACAGUCAGGAACUACCCCCAGAACGGGCUCCUAGUCCCAGUGCCCUGGCCUCGGGUUAUUCCAAGCCCCUGACAGGCAUCUCACCAGAAAAGUUCAAUCACACAGCCAUCCCCAAGGGUUACCGGUCCCCAUGGCAAGAGUUCAUUGGCUAUAAAGAUGGAUUCAAGGACUAUCAGGAGGACCAACUAAACCACACACCGUGUCCCUCAGACUACAGGAAUUUCAACAAGACACCAGUGCCAUUUGGAGGACCUCUCAUCUCUGAGACAUUCCCCAAAACGGAUACACUCUUCAUCCCAAAAGAACACAUAAGUGGCCUGGAUCUCCUCAGCUACAGACCUAGUUUCAACAGAGUAGCCCAAGGCUGGGUGCGGUCCCUUCUGGAGUCUGAGGAAUUAUAACUUGAUCUUAAUUCUCAUAUUCCCACUGCUUUGCUUUAUUAGCCUGUUGGUAGGCACAGAGUUAUGUACUAAUACUGGUUACACAUAUCAAUAGUUCUGCCAUGGGUCAUAUUCUGAAUUCAGAAUAAGUGAAAUCUGAAAUCUACAUCUGAAUAUGAGAGGAAUCAGUAUACUCUGGGUGCUAACCUACUCUCUAAAUGAGGUUUCUCAAGGGCUCUAAACAAACUAGAAAAAUGAGAGAAAGAGUCUAAAUAUAACAGGACUAAUCAAUGACAGUCCAAAGCCUUUGCUU
Sarcophilus harrisii (Tasmanian devil) is the source of this 1516-nucleotide messenger RNA. It is a transcript of the gene MYOZ3, whose product is annotated as myozenin 3. The transcript has 7 exons. Gene Ontology annotation, cellular component: actin cytoskeleton; Z disc. Gene Ontology annotation, molecular function: telethonin binding; actin binding; FATZ binding. The coding region runs from base 1 to 1224 and encodes 407 amino acids. NCBI's taxonomy places the organism in Eukaryota, Metazoa, Chordata, Mammalia, Dasyuromorphia, Dasyuridae. The record is from RefSeq and is a predicted model, not a curated record.